AUGGAGUCAGCUGGAAGCAUCGGACUGCCUGGAGCCUCACGGCUUCAUCAGGUUAUGAGCGCCCAAGGGGAUGCUCCGCAAAUGAAUGGUACGGUGGAAGCGCAACCACUGCAAGCAGGCUCUGGAUCCCGAGAGGAUGUUUCUGGAGCGGCGAAUGGUGCAGACAGCACCGUGGCUGGGAAUGAAUCCCGGGAGCAAAGAAGGGCUGCGAUCAAUGAGCCUUCGUUGCCCGGACCUUCCCAGAGCGGACAAGAGCCGAUGCCAUCUACCUCUUCAAUGGGAGAUACAACCGUCCGCCAGCAGGCGGAGCGAGAGCAAGCUGCGACGAUUGGCGAGGCGGGUACUGGCCCGGGGGUAGAAGGUGUGGCGAGGCACUACAUUAAUGCUGAUGCACAACUGGAGUAUCUGACCCCGAGAUCAACGAGGUCAGGAGCUGGACAGCCAGCGUGGCUGUCAGCAUUAGAGUUGCCGAGGUGGAUGACGCGUUUUUCCACCUACUUGAGCGCGCCGGGGCGAGAUCAAACUGCUCCGAGCCCGCUGACAGGCGGUGCUUUGCCGUCACCGGGUGGCCAGGCCUUCGUGCUUAGGUCGCCAACCAGGCUGGGGCGACAGGUUCGCCCACCGACUCCUCCGAGCUCCUCGAGCAUUCCAGCGGAAGCUAUUCAGGCAGAAGUGCAGAGGCAAAUGUCUGGGUUGCUGGUGAGACUACAGGAGGCGGAGGAGCGCAAUGCAGAGCUGAGUGUUCAGCUUGAUCGAGCCAGAGCGGAAGCUCUGACGGUAAGAGAAGAGGAGGGCCGGGUCUUCAAGGGAGGGAUUCGGGACUACCCCAACAUUCCGGAGUACCGAGAGAUCCUAACCUACCCCAACAUUCCGGAGUACCGAGAGAUCCUAACCUACCCCAACAAGCCGGAGUACCAAGAGAUCCUAACCUACCCCAACAAGCCGGAGUACCAAGAGAUUAUGUCCUACCUCAACACGUCGGUGAACCAAGAGGGCAUCUACAGGGUGAACCACCAGGACUGGUUGGAGAUUGCAGGGACAAGCAUGGCGGAUGUGAGCGAGCAGAGCGGGAAAUGGUGGCGCGCUAUGAUAAGUCUGGUUGAAGCUGCCUACGCGAGGUGGCUAGCAGCCACACCCUUGGAGCGGCUGGCCAUUCAGCCAGAAGGGACAGCGGACUUGUGUGAAGGGCAGUGGAUGCGGAUGAAUGCAAGAGCGUCUACAAUGCUGCUGAACGUGAUGACGGAUGAGCUCAAGGCGGACAUGUUGGCGCAGAGGGUCUCUGGGGACACCGGGAAGAUUGUCUUUCGGUUGUUUACAUGGUUUCAGCCAGGGGGCUCUGCAGAACGUCAGGAAAUUCUUCGCCGCCUACAGGUACCCAAUGAGUUCCUGGCCACCGAGAGCGUUGAUGAAGUGCUCAAAACACUGAGGGCCUGGCCGCGCUGGCUCAGCAGGUGCAAAAGCAUGGGGAUGACUCCUCCUGACCCUACAGUGAUGGCGAGGGGCAUGAUGACUACGGUUCGUCUUGACGGGCAACCAACAAUGGAGCAAGUGUGUGCCUACCAAAGGCACCUACAGGCCGAAGUUGAAGGGCUAGUGGCUGGGAUGAUGCAUGCGACGCCAGUGGCUCCUCGGGUUCAGGCCGUGGACGCACCAUCUCCGAAAUCAGACAAGGAGAAGACCACGACCGAUGUCUGCCGCUACUUCCUGAAGGCUGGAGGCUGCAAGAGGGGAGAGAAGUGCAAGUAUGUACACUCACUUCAGAGCUUAGACCGCGAUGCCAGAGCAAAGAAGACAGCAGCGAGAUCCGGAGGUUGCCACUUUGAGUACUACGGCGACGGCGGGGUCUACUCUUGGGAGCUCUACAUCAUCGACUACAACGGACAGCGGGGUGAUUCGUCACCCGAGAAAACAAAGCCGGAAGUUAAGAUGAUGAUCAUCCAGGACAUCCGCGUGGAGGCAAUGGGAACUUCAACGGCGCUACUGGACUCAGGUGCUACCCACUGCUUGAGAAGUGCAAGAGACGCUGACGAAUGGGAGGCGUCCACAGAAGUGAUGGUGCAGCUCGCGGGUUCCAGCAAGCUCCUCAUGCGUAUCAACAAUGGAGGAUCACUCCUGAUGCCACCGUCUUCUACCUCAGGGGCAGCGGCGGGGUCAACUCAGACCAUGGUGCCGGUAGGUAUGCUGGUGUCUACGUUGGGUUAUCGUCUAGACUGGGGACCUCAGCAUUGCAACCUUAUUGAUAAGGACGGAGCGGUCACGAAGCUACGAGUUCAAGGAGGGUGUCCACAACUAUGUGAGCUCGAGGCCCUGGCGAUGAUCUCUCGUAUUGAGGACCGGCGUCGAGAGGCUUUGGAAAAUAUGACACAGCACACCGAGGACACCGUGAACUUGGCCGCAGUCUACAUGGAGCGAACUUGGCACGACUACCUCAAGGAGUAUGUGGAUACUGGUGACUUAGGGACGGGCUUGAGAAGCCUGCGUGAUGCCCCGUUCUUUCAAGGGCUUCCUGGGCAAUGCUUUGAGGGAAUAGUCGACGCUAACCUCAAGCGGGAGGGCUGGAAGGUGAUGAAGGGUGUGGACUUCCUCUCGAGGCCCCAGCGCAGGAGACUCUGGGGGGCGAAGCGGUGGAUCAUCCACCUUUACGCGGGCAACCCAGGACACUACCAGGUCUUUCAAGCGGAUGAGCAUGAUACGGUUGUGCUUGAGUUGGAUGUGGAUAGGUGCAAGGGCCACGACGUGAUGAGGAGUUCUACGUGGAAGCUGUUGCAACUUGGAGCGGCUAUGGGAAAGGUUGAUGCAGUUGUGGGAGGACCACCAGGUCGGGCAGGUGUUCUACAGGAAGGAGAAGUUCCAACGGAAACCGACAUCAAGGCGAUGAGUUUGAUGGCCCGGAUGCUGUGGCUGUACGCGGUGUCAGAGGCAGCUCGAUCGACCAAGGCAGCGGGCUCCAACUACCAGCGGCCUGUGGGAUUCAUGAUGGAGCACCCGACUAGGAGCGGAGGAGGAGACGGUGAUCCGGUUGAUCGCUCAGUGUGGGCGACUACAAUGUGGGAGCAGUUUGCGACCUACUACCAGAUGAGCGAGGUAAGGUUCGACCAGCGGGCAAUGGGAGCUAAGACGUCAACGCCUACUACCAUGGGUACCAACAUUUACUACUUGAUGGGUCUGGAGGGCCUGGGUUUGGAGACGGAAGGAGGCGGCGAGGAAGGAGCACCGAGAACGGGGGUGUGGGCACCGGGCUUUGUGGAUGCGCUGGUGACCGCGCUGAAGUUCUGGACGAGAAUGCCCCGGGAAGCUCCUCGCGUGAUGGCGUUCACCCCAGCCCAAUGGAGGGCCCAUGUUCAGUCGAACCACGCGGACUACAGGAGAGACUGUCUUACGUGUGUGAUGGCAAGAGGUACAGGAAAAAGACAUGGUCGAGUUCGGCAUCCUGAUCAAUUUUGUCUGACGGUGGACGUAGCGGGACCAAUAAAGGCUGGACUUGAUACAACGUCGAAGGGGGCAAUGGGGAAGGGACUACGCUACAUGAUCGUGGCAAAGUUUACUCUUCCGAAGGAGUUCGUAAAGGGCUACAGCGGGCGAGAACCACCAGGUGACGAUGGAAUGGGCGAUGUUGGGGAAGGAUGGCGACCACCAGGCGUGGUCGAUGAGCCAGUGGUGAUCGAGUCGUAUGCACCGAAUGCCAGUCGGAGGGAGUUCCUAGGGGAGGUGAUGUUGCAGAAGAACCACCCGGCGAUGAUGAGCAAGGUCGUCCAGCUACAAGAGGCUCUGAAGGACAAUGGCUCUAUGGCGGUGAAGGCGGCAAUCCAAGACAUCAUCUUGUACUUACAAGCGCAUGGACUGCCAGUACACAGACUGCACUCGGAUAAGGGUGAGACCUUCAACCACUAUAUCAGGCAAUGGCUACGUGAUCAAGGAGUGCGUGCCACAUGGUCGGAGCCGGGAGUACCUCAAGGAAAUGGUCGUGCCGAAAGUACGGUGCGCUGGGUCAAGGACCAGGCGCGAACCUUGAUGAUGGGAGGCCGUGUUCCAACCCGGCUGUGGCCGGCGGCUAUAGAGGCAGCAACGGCUAUACAGAGGUCGCGGGUGCUGGGCUGGAAGUCAAAGUUGCUGGCACCUUUCGGUGCUCCGGUCGUCAUGAAGCAGAAGGUCUUCGAUUCAUCGGGUCCACGAAGGCGAGAGCGAGCAAUGGAAACGAAGUGGGCUAAGGGGCAGUAUAUGGGCCUCAGUAGCUUGCUGGACAAUGGCCACGUCGUGUACAUGGCUCCUACGGAGGAUCAGAAGGAAAAGUUCUGCCAUACCUUUAACGUUCGAGCGGGGCUAGUGGACUACCCCGAGGUGACGCGUGUUCUGUCGACCAAAAUCCUGGAAACGUCACCAGAGGCUACAUUUACUUCUAUGUGGGUGUCGCGGGCGUCAAACAGAGGUCAGCAUAAGGACACCAACAAUGAUGAAAACACCCAGAACUUCGUGCUCCCCAUCAAGCUACCGGAACGUGGGGGAGAGAUAUGGGUGGAGCUCGCGGCAGGUGACAAAGUGGAGGGACAGGUGACGGACAAGUAUGAUGAGAAAGGAAAACGUCAUUUUGGACAACUGCUACCUCUACGCCUUCAUGAAGUACAGCCGUGGGAAGGAGAGCGAAUAGUUCUUAUUGGAUACACCCCGCAAUGCUUGGGGAAGCUCUCGGCGGGUACGAUCGCCAAGUUGGAAGAUUGUGGCCUGGUACCCCCACUGACGCAGAUGCCGGAGUACUUCAUGAGUGGAAGCGACGAGAAGGCGAACAUCAAUACCGUGGGUGUCGUGGAGCCUAGAGAACAGGAGGAGGACCGUGAAGAAAUACCAGUGGAUGGUGAUGACGAGAACUGGGAAAUGUUCCUGGAAGUAGACCGGGGCGCGGUUAAGGUCGGAAGCUCGCUCGAGAAUGAAGUUCAUGAGCGACCCCAAGCUAUGAAGGUGGAGGUUAACUACACCUAUGGGAUCGAGAAGUUGCUGAGCGAGUUGGCCAGUCCAUUGGAAGUAACUCAUACAGUUUGUCCUCAUGAAGCAAUGGCUGCGAUUGACCUAUGGAAGGAAGCAAUCCUCAAGGAAAUGAGCAGUGUGGAAGUCGCAAUACAGCGGCUUCGGGUCGGAACUGAGGAGAGGCGCCAAUGGCUGACCGACCCACGUGCUCAACGGCUACCAAUGAAGCUGGUAUUCACUGUGAAGCCUAACUCGAAGGCUCAGCAAGGAGUGCCAUCAACUUACUACAAGCGCAAGGUCAGACUUGUUAUCUGUGGCAACUUCGCGGCCGCGGAAGCUCACUCUCUGUAUACAGAGUCGGCGCCAUCAGAGGCAGUGAGAGCUGGACUGGUGAUCACCACCCGUAAUGGAUGGUCAGUUGGGGUGAUUGACAUAGUCACCGCCUUCCUUCGUACACCUCUUGGUGAAUCACCUGAUGACCCGGUGAUCAUUGCAACCCCACCAAAGAUCCUUUUGGACCUACAGCUCAUAACCAGCCAGGAACUGUGGGCACUUGUACGUGCUUUAUAUGGCUUGAGACAAUCACCAGUUCUUUGGUCGCGGCACCGAGAUCGCCGCAUGGAGCAAAUGGUUCCGCCAAAAGGCUUGGUUAUGAGUCGAGGAAAAACCAUCACAAGUUGGUGGUCUGUCAAGGACCGCAGCGGGCGCUUGAUGGCAAUUAUCCUGAUCUACGUGGACGACUACAUGAUCAUGGGCCCCGUGGAGUUGAUCAAGGGUUUGACAGCGAUGGUGCAGGGUGAAUGGGAGACCUCCGACCUAACAAUCUUGUCUGAGGAUAAUGAGGUGAAGUUUCUUGGAAUGGAGUUGUCUUUAAGGCAGGGGAGCUUGUGUAUUUCCCAACGAGGAUACAUAGAUGAACUACUACGAGCUCAUGAAGUGGGAGAAAGUGAAGUUAGCAAGAUCCCAAUAAGCAAGGAUGAUGCGACCUACGACCUCCUCCCCACGGACCUGUCCACUCCAGAUGCAGUUCAGCAGGCGCAACAGGUGACUGGAGAGUUACUCUGGUUAUCACAGAGGUCGAGACCGGAUUUGAGUUUCGCGUGCUGUUUGCUAUCCUCCUUAACUACAAGGGCACCGUUCCGGGUGAUCGAGAUGUCUAAGAAGAUUCUGAAGUACCUGCGAGCUACGAGCGGCUACUACCUGAAGGUGACUUGGGCAGAAAACAACCUGGUACUAUACCCGGACGCGGCGUUCGCACCGUCGUCCAGUCGAAGUCAGACAGGUUGGGUGAUUGUAUAUGGAGGAACCCCGAUCCUGUGGAGGAGCACGAGGCAAGCAACAACGGCAUUAUCAACGGCGGAGGCGGAGCUGAAUGCAAUCCUGGAGGGAAGUGUGGCGCUUUUAGGUGUCGAGUCAAUGCUACUGGAUAUCGCCGAGAACAUCACGAACAAGUUUGUGGGUUCGGAUUCUAUGAGUGCUCUUUGUCUUUCAGCUGGGACGGGAAGCUGGCGAACUCGCCACCUCCGCAUAAAGGCUAGUUGGCUACAAGAAGCGCUCUCGAGUGGAGUGCUACAAGCACACCACGUACCAGGGAUUCGACAGCCAGCAGACCUGCUGACCAAAAGCUUAGCGGGGCAGCGAGUACGUGAUCUACUACGACUGUGGAUGAUGUUCGAGGAUGAUGAUAACAGGCGGGCCACUACGACGACAGGGGACGCGCAGAAUAAGAUGAUGGUGGCAAUGAUCUGCUGUAUGUUGAUGGUUGGUACAGCGGGCGCCCAGGAGACCGAGCCGCACCCGGUGAGGACCAUACAGAUUGACUGGGAUGCUGCAGGGGUUAUUAUGGCAUUGCUUAUGAUUCUGGGUGCCUUGGUGGUUUGGGAAUUUCUCAAAUGGGCGGUCGUGGAAGUAGUGUUCGAAUACUCCCCUGGAGCAUCAAGGAGGAAGCUCAAGAAGCUAGCGAGAGAGAGCAGCUACUACGAGUACGACAGCUACUACGAGUACGGCAGCUACUACGAGUUCCGCGACGUCGUCGAGGAGGAGUACAGGAGUGUGCGAGCUACCAAAUAG
Symbiodinium sp. CCMP2592 is the source of this 7029-nucleotide messenger RNA. The record is from the annotation of a GenBank genome assembly. NCBI's taxonomy places the organism in Eukaryota, Dinophyceae, Suessiales, Symbiodiniaceae.